Gilbertella persicaria is the source of this 6436-nucleotide messenger RNA. Its product is annotated as nucleoporin Nup186/Nup192/Nup205. Gene Ontology annotation, biological process: nuclear pore organization. Lineage: Eukaryota; Fungi; Mucoromycota; Mucoromycetes; Mucorales; Choanephoraceae. Gene Ontology annotation, cellular component: nuclear pore; nuclear pore inner ring. The transcript is spliced from 6 exons. The coding region runs from base 57 to 6413 and encodes 2118 amino acids. Gene Ontology annotation, molecular function: structural constituent of nuclear pore. The record is from RefSeq and is a predicted model, not a curated record.
UUUUUUUUUUUUCUGUAAGCAUAACUGAAGGACACUUCUUUCAUAGAAACCUCAAUAUGACAGCUUUAAGAGAAGAGUUGCGUACUUUGCUUGGUCAAGUAUGUGAACACCAAAAGUUAUCUUCUCCUGCUUUAGCUAUGCAACUUAAAGACGAGUUAUCUAUCAAGAAACAAGUCUUUUCAAAACUACUCGAUAACUCACCCAAGAAUGCAGAGCAUCGUAAAAUACUUCAGUCAGGAAAAGCAUUCAUCGACGGCAAAGAGUUUCGUGUCAAUGAAGACUUUAUGAAAGAAGCAACAUACUUGUCUGAUCAGCUUGACGUGGAUGAAUAUGAAGCUUCUCGGUUGUUAUUUGGUGGUAUCAGUGUUGCACCUACAAUGAACUCAACGCCUUUGGAUGCCGCUGUUUCUUUAUACCAUGAUGAACGAGGAUAUAUUUUGGCCACAUUGAAUGUCAUUUUAGAAACAAUCAAGAAUCCAGACAUUGACCAGCAUGUACAUUCUAUCUUUAAUGCAUUUAUCAUGGAGAUUAUUGAAUCAAGUCCUAGUCUUGUUAUCAACAUAUUAAAAUCAGAAAAACACUUGGCAAAGAUGAUCAGUGCCUUGACAAAAAACGGUGUUCUGGAUUCUGUUCCUAAGCCUCAGCAGCAGCAGCAGCAGCAGACUUCUAUGUUACAACAACAACAACAACAACAACAAACUACCUUACAGCAUGCAAAUGACUCGAAAUUCAAUGAAACAACACUCAGUUUACGUAUCGAAAGAUUGACAGAUGAACGUAUUUACUUGGUCCAGAUUUUGUACCAUAUUGCUUCACUCUUUUGGUUAGCAGAACCUGAUUUGUUGGGUGUGUUGGAACAUGUUCAGUCAAAGAACUUGUCAGAUAUCACCUAUCCUUAUCUGUUGACGGUCGUUUUAGCUGCUCUUUCAAGUAGAUCAAGAGAAUGUACAAAGCAUCAGCUCACAAACAACGAAUCCUUUAUCAAAAAAGUACAUGAACAAAUCACCACAAAGCAAUGGAAAGUCAGCACAUCAAAGGCCUUGGUGCAAAUCCAAUGGGGCCUAUGGCUCUCUGAAACAGUCAAAACAAAACCCACGAUUGAAGCCACCCUCAAGAUGAACAAACAAGAACGCAUCACAUUCAUUGAAUCAGCUCUUGACUUGGAUGCUUUUGGUAUCAUGAACCGAUAUUUGCUGUAUUUCAAGCAAAAUCAGACCAACAGUGAUAACGCAAGCAUGAUAAAGAACACAGAUGUAGAAGAUUCUAACAUGGAGAUUGACGGUCUGAUUGUGGAUUUAAACGAUUACACAAAGUUUGUAGCUCAAGUAUGGACUGAUUUUCAACCCUAUGUUGUCUAUGAAUUGGAGUCUUUUAGUUCUUCUUUUAUCCUCAACAUGUCUGAUGUGUUUAGCAACUUCAAGAAGGUGUCAACUGAAGCAUUAGGCGAGGAACAGCCGUAUGAAAGUGCAACAGAAGACAAGAACAGUUUAGGGCAAUUUUUGACGUUGUUAGCCAGCAUUUAUAGAGAUCGCCUGAAUGCUGGACUCAGCUUUUGGGAUCAAUCGACUGGACUUAAUCGAUUCUUGGCUUGGCUUCUGGAUUUUAGAUCACCCAACACACUCGCUGCUACUUUUGAUUUCUUGGGUGCUAUCUCUGCUGGUGAAAAGUGUGCUUUGUGUGCCCAUGAUAUGCUCAAGAUUGGCAUUUCAUCUACAAAUAUUGAUGCAAGCCAUAUUUUCUCUUGGGGUAAACUCUUUGGCACACUACAGCAUUAUGGUAGAGAAUACGCCAACAGAUCAUCCGAAGACGAACCUCCAGCUAUGCAAGCAAUGGAAGAAGACAUAUUACACAAAUUCCUGUAUCUUUGUCAACAAGUCGUUCAGUACUCUCAAAAUGCUCGAAUCCUUGUUUGGUCUGAUCCAGUCUUGCGUGCCCGUGAUUCUAUUGUUCAAAUGAUCAGUAGUCCCACUUCUACUCGACUUCGGGCUGCUCUUUAUCAUGUAUUGGCUGCUUUUUGCUCUAAUUGGGGCGGUGGCGUUAACCAUGUAGGACAAAAGAUCGCUUUAGAUGUAUGGAAUAUCUUAGAGUCUUCAGAUAUGGUCAUUGCCAACAAGACUAUGGUAUCACAGCCAGAAGAACCCACCGUCAUGGAAGAUACAACGCCUUCUCUUCCUCAAGCCAAUAUAUUAUUUGGCAGCAGUCGUCUUCCCCCACUUCAACCACCACCAUCCUUCUCGGAACCCACCAAAUCAAAGAAAUCAGCCCCGUCUUAUUGCUUACCAGAACAGCCUGCAGGGUUUCUUUGUGAGUUCGAAGAUGAAAAGAGUCGUCGCUUAUACACAGAAACAUUAUCUUUAUUGGACUUGUUUGCUUCUCUGAUCCAUACCUCAAGUAAAAGAGAGCAGCUCUUGUCUGGAUUUGCUCCUGGUUUGUCUUCUAUUCCUUUCUGUUUGGGUAAACACAACAACCGUUCGCCUGGUACUGCUCCUUAUCUCUCUCUUGUGAUUGAUCAUAUCUUUCUGAACCUCAAUCAUCUGCACUACGCUCAACCUGAAAUCCAGUGGCAACUCUCCGAUGCUUGCCUUCAGAUCAUUGAGAACAGUAUGGCGUCUUUUGAUUUGCAGCCUUUAUACGAUUAUUUAAAAUCAAGAGAAGACCAGUCUACACAGACCAUUGUAAGCUACACAAAAGCAUUGGACGAACCUGGCUUACCUCCUGUCAACACAGUCGAUGCCGAUAAGGACCUGAUGCAAAACACCCUUUUAGCCUACACGACACAUCCCGGCUUUGAUAUUCUGUUGCGCAUCUUGUCCGGUGGAUCGCUUGUGCAUGAAUUAUUCAAGUUGGUUGAAAAGGGCAAGGCUGCUAUUAUCGAAAGCAACAAGAACAAAGCAGGCAAAAACAAAUAUUUUAGAUCUUCUAUGGUGCGUUGUUUGCGUAUCUUUCAGUACGUCUUUUCUAAACAAGAUAUGUUUGCCAACAUGCUUGUACCUCAAUUAAUGCAUUAUGCCACCACAAUGCCUAUGGGUAAAAUUAAAUUGGGCAAUUUCGAAUUCGCUGCUCCUCCUUCUACUUUACAAUCCUUGGCCAAGUUGAUGUUGUAUGAUACUGAAGUGAUUGUACAGACCGCCUUGAUGGUCAAUUGUGAAGAUGACCUGGAGAUCUGUCGUCUUAGUAUGUCUGUGCUUACCUAUUUGGCUUCUGAACCUGACUACAGUCGUUCCAUACUAUCUGCUCGUCUUCCCAAUCACAUCCAUAUCCAUAUGGGCGGUAUUGGCUCUCAAUUGGCAGGUAUUUUAUCCGCCAACCGUUGCUCGUCCGAUAUCAUCUUAGGCUUCAGUGAACGUCUUGAAGUAGAAGGCAUGGGCACAAUGACCUAUGAUGACUAUGAAUAUGAUUUCAAUGUGAUUCCCUUUUGGUUUGCUAAGGAUGUCAUUAGCAACAUUCACAACUACAAGGAUCCUGUCUCUAGCUUCUCGUCUUCUAUCUAUGCUUUGAUCUUGGACAUGCUUCUCAAGAACACAGAUCCCAAUAUAUCCUCUCCUACCUUUACCGAGUUUUUGUUAGGUUACGAUGUAAAGGAACUAGAACUCAAAGGUGCACAACACAAAUCGAUUGGUAGCGAUGUGCCUUCUCAGCUCGCAUGUUUGACGACCAUUUUACACACCAUUCAAGCAGGUACACAAGAUGACCAUCUUGCUGACAGUCCUGUUUUCUCGCAUCCUGUCUUGACCGAGAAAUUCUAUCAAUUGGUGUAUCGCUUAAGCGCACGUCUAUCUACCUCAACAGCCACACUCCAUUAUCUUCGUAGUCUAGACACAUUCUAUCUCAAACAAUUCAAACUGAUUGCUUCUCGCUUUGAACGUAGUGUAUCUGUGGCUGAACCUUUGUUUGAGGGUGUUUUGAUCUGUGAGAAUGGGACUCGAGUUCAGACAGAUUAUUUCACCAUGGUCAGUGUCUUGAACCAACGCGCUUGGCUGCUUCAAUUGAUUGCUUUGGAAUUACAUCAAGCAUCACAUACGUCCUCUAAAUCAGCCAUUCUUCCUUUGCUCAAGCUAAUGUAUGGUGUAGAAACAGAUAAUGUGGUAGCCAAGAUGAGCAAUAUCAACCUAGACCACCAACAUGACUACCAACAGCCUCUUUGGGACAUGCUUGAGAUCAUCAACUCGCUUGAGUUCAAAUGGAUUGAUAGUAUGGACAGUCAAGAGGAUGUGAUGGAGCCCAACUACUUUAAAGAUUUUGAUCCCAAGUUGUAUAUGAUCAAGAAAGAAGAAGGUCAUGAACUGUAUGAUAUUCAAGCGAUUUACAAACUUCUUCGUCAAUACCAAACGAGUCAUCCAGAAAUGAAAUCUUUAGCAAGUCAGGAACGAGUCCAGUUAGAAUUAGAAAUGGGUAGUAUCUUGAAGCGUCUUAUGGCCGAUAACCGUCAUCGUGAGAUUGCGUAUGGUCGCCUUCAUUGCUUGCGUGCUUGGAAACAAGUGGUGGAAGUGACCCUGUCUGAUUGUUUUGAUAUGUUUACAUUUGCUGACCGUGAACGUAUUGUGUAUGAUCUUCUUACUAUGUUACUUUCCAAAUUAGAAGGCGAUCUUCAUGCGGAUGUCUUGAAAGGCUUGAGUGAAGUGAUCUUAAGCUUGCUGACUCGAUUAAGAGAAGACAAACGUAGGCAGUCGAUCUUGCAAUUGUCUUUGGAACAAGAUGUCUCUACUUUACCCAUUGAAAAGCUGUGCCAUAUGUUUGUCUCGAUUGUCAAGGCUAUCUGUAAUACAAGCUCCACAUUGGAUGUACGCAGCACGUUAUAUUCUGCUCUGGUCAAUUUAUUGCAGUACAUUGCUCCUGAAGAAAACAAGCAAGUGAGUGCUCGUUUAUCUCAAGCCAUGCAUACCGACCUCAGACGACAACUUUUGGAUGCUAUCUGUAAUGAUGCCAACCUUGGCCUUGAUACCUAUAAAGCUGCUGCAUACAGUGCGCUGGAGGCCCUCUACGUCUUGGUGGAUCAAGACCAUCGUUCUAUCAUGCAUGAUUACUUGGUUCGCGGUAACUUUUUAAAGUUGAUUAUUGACUUGAGUCCAACGUCAGAUACCGUGGUACGAGAUAAGCAUGAUUCCCCUGUGCUUUUGCUUAUUCAUGAAGCCAAGAUAUCUUUCUUUAUGCGAAUUGCUGUCAAAAGAGAAGGAGCGCAAUUGCUUUUGAAGGGCGGCAUUGUGAAUAGUUUAAUCAACUAUAAAUUCACUUAUUUACGUCCCGAAGAAACCAAUGAUACAGAUGCUGUGGAACACCAAAGAAAGUUCUUGACACCUGUACUCGAAUUGAUGAAUGCUAUUCUAAAAACACUGAUUAGUUAUCAAGGAAUUGAAAUUGUUAAAAUUGAACAUUGGAUUGCACAUCAAGACAUGAUUUCUCAUAUCUUGAAAGACACUGAACAGCAAAUGACUCUCUCCUCACUCUACAUUCUCCAACUUGUUAUUUCAUUAAUAUACCAGUUAAGCACACAACCCAAUUAUUUCAAGCACUUGGAAAAGAAGGAACUUGAUUCAGUUGAUCAUGCUAUGAUGAGUCUUAUUCCAAAGUAUUGCAUGUUACAGAACAGCACUUCCCUUGUUACUUAUUCAAACGCACAAAAAGAGAAAUGGGCCAAAGAAAAGAUUUUAGAAACUCAUCAUGACAAUCAAGGCUCUGUGUUUACAAUGAAAGCUGACAAGUACAUUACGGAUAUCAAGAACAAUCUAUUGGCAUAUGCAUUAGCCUCCACCUUUAGAUCUAAUGACAAGAAAUCCUUCAAGCCUUUGUUUGCCAACACACUUGAUUCUAUGAAGCAAGUUGCUCCCAACACUUUACAUAGAGCUAUGUCAACGCCUUCUCUGACUCAUUUGGUUGCUUGCUUACAAUACACUGGUAAAAAAGCAAGCAAAGCCAUUACUGAGUACACAUCUCUUUAUGCGCAAAACAAAGACGUAGCCUCUCUGAAAUAUGAAGAAACAGUGGAACUUGCACAAAAGGCUAUUCCAAAAGAAUUCGGCAUCGAGUAUGACAGCUUGAAUCCUUCACAACAGUCCCAGGUAUUACUGCGAGAAAUUAAUCAUCGUCGCCAUCUCAAGGAACAAGAAAUCCGUGAUUUGAUGUUUACGAUUGAAAAUGCUACUUUUAUUCUUUGGCGUCAUUUGGAAUUCUACUUGAAGAUUGAAUAUUCUGUUCCAACAAAUUACAGUCCAUGUGAACGGUAUGCGAAUGAAGAUGCUAUCAUAUUCCAACGAGCUGCAUUCCAUACUUCGCCUGCCUUGAUACAACAGCUCAAAAAGGCUUGUCAAGAAACGCUUGAUCCCAUUGUUCAAAAAUUAGAGACCUUAUCCCCUCCUCCUUCAGGCCCCUCAACAUUAUCCAAUAUGUACAAACGCCUUCGUCAAUUGUAUGAAUGAAUGCCAUAAUAAAAUGAGUCCCA